AUGAAGUGGAACAUUCGUGGCCUCCUGCUUAUUUUAUCUGCCCUUUUCUGCAUAUCUGCAGGAGAUUCCACAGGUAAUACCCCUCCAAAACCUGUUUGUCCUCUGCACUCAACAUCUGCAUGCACAAAAAAUGGAAAUAAUAAGAAGAUGGAUAUGUUCAUACUGGGUUCAUGUGGUUUCAAAGGAUACAUGAAAACAGCUAGUUGCAAUGGUGAUAAAUGGGGUAUUUUACAGAGCAAAGCAGUGAGCUCACUUCAGUGCGGUUCUAAUGAAUCAUCAGAGAACCUAUUCAAAAUCUCUGUAUUUCCAAUUGUUGAAAAUUCAUUCUGUACAGGAAACACAACACACAGUACAAACACAUCCUGUACAACACACAGUAGUGACUGUGGUGUAACUUUAUCAAGACACCCACCUUACAAACUCAACAUAAGCAGAUGUGUUAUGCCCACAUUUGUCUGUUUAAUUGAAGGGAAAUGUAGAAAUGACACUUUGACAAACUGGAUUACAAAAGGUUGUAACUGGACCCACCAAACGCCUACAUAUUUUGAGAAUGUGGGAUAUGCGUGUAAUAUGACCUGCCUGAAUCCCAGUCAGACGUGUAAGAAUGCACAAUAUGAUUUCAGCUGUAAAGGGGUUUUAAAGAAAAUUCAAAAUGAGUCCGAAAUCACAACGUCCUACUUCAUCUACUCUUCAGAAACUGGCAUCAGUGUUAUAGAUGAUUUGGACGAACUGCAGAAUUAUCCCAUUGCUUUCAGUAUUCCAGAGGAAACAGCUAAGAAAGCGCUCAACCAAAGUGCAGGAAGUGCUUUUAUGGGUGUUUUCCUCUUUCCCAACAUGUCAAAGGAUGCAGAGAAUAGUACGGUUUUGAAUGAUGAGGUUUAUGCAAUCGAAAUGGGGACAAAAAUUUCUAAUCUGAGUGACGCCAUCAGCUUGACCUUCAAAAAAUAUCAGAAGACGGAGGAAAGUCCUGUUUGUAAAUCAUGGGAUGGAAACGGAAAUAAGCCAAACUGGACAUCCGAAGGGUGUAGCACCUUUAAUACAGAAGACAAUAUAACAUGUGAAUGCAAACAUUUGACUUUCUUCGCUGUGCUUAUGACCCCUCCAAACGUACCCAUUGCCCAAAGCGACCUCACUGCUCUCACCUACAUCACCUACAUCGGCUGCGGCCUCUCCUUGUUUUUCCUGUCCAUCGGGCUCUUCAUGCACUUCCUCAUGAGGAGAGUGAAGGCCACUGAUUCUCUCCGCGUGCUGGUUAAUCUCUUUGUGGCGCUGUUCCUGCUCAACGUGGCCUUCCUGUCGAAUGAGUAUGUAGCGCGUGCGAAGGACGUCACCGCCUGCAAGGUCAUGGCUGGAUUCAUGCACUACUGCUUGCUGGCCAGUUUCAACUGGUUUGCGGUGGAGGCUUUUCACCUCUGCCUGCAGAUGGCCAAACACUCAGUCACCAUCAAACAUUACAUGAUCAAGAUCUCUGUGGUUGGGUGGGCUCCUCCUGCUCUUGUUGUCAGUAUCAUUUACGUCUUGGGCAAAUAUGGUGAGCAGACCAUAAAAACGGACACAAGCAACGUAACUAUGUGCUGGAUUUUAGACUCUAAUGUCCACUACUACGUGAACAUCGGUUAUUACUGCUUGAUCUUCAUCUUCACCUUCAGCACCUUCAUUGUGGUGCUGCGAUGGCUCUCCAUGCUGAAGCUGAGCAGGCUGAACAAGGCUGGAAAGGUGAAGCGCUCAGGAACCGCCACCUUUGACAUCACCACCAUCCUGGGCCUCUGCUGUAUGCUGGGACUCACCUGGAGUUUCGCCUUCUUCAGCUACGGAGCUAUGCGUCUGCCCUCGUAUUACAUAUUCACCAUCCUGAACUCCUUCCAAGGCUUUUUCUUGUUCAUAUAUUACUUGAAAGCAAGCACCCUCUUUGGCGACUCGGCGCCUUCAGAGGAGAGUGACAUGACUGAAGAUACUGUUACAGAAAAUCCAUACGAAGACCUACCAACAGAAGACACCAAAAAAGUCAUCUGACUGUAACCUAUGUAUCUAUACAUUUGAAAUGUCAUAUCUGUCUAUUGAUAUUUUACCUUCAUUUGUAUUAGAAUAGUGAGUCAAUCCACUGCAAAUUCUGUCCUGUAACA
Messenger RNA from Sinocyclocheilus rhinocerous, 2123 nucleotides. RefSeq names its product adhesion G protein-coupled receptor G11 (gene adgrg11). Gene Ontology annotation, cellular component: plasma membrane. Gene Ontology annotation, molecular function: G protein-coupled receptor activity. The record is from RefSeq and is a predicted model, not a curated record. The transcript has 16 exons. Gene Ontology annotation, biological process: cell surface receptor signaling pathway; adenylate cyclase-activating G protein-coupled receptor signaling pathway. Bases 1 to 2013 code for a protein of 670 amino acids. NCBI's taxonomy places the organism in Eukaryota, Metazoa, Chordata, Actinopteri, Cypriniformes, Cyprinidae.